AUGGCUGCCAAGCAACCUGCUCUGGACUUCUUGUCCUUUGUGAAUUCUGCUCCUACCCCUUUCCAUGCCGUCCACGAGGCCAAGCAGCUUCUCACUAAGGCUGGGUUCCAAGAAAUUAAGGAGAGAGACUCUUGGGCGUCAACCUGUCAACCGGGAGGCAAGUACUACUUGACUCGCAACACUACUACCCUCGUGGCAUUUGCGAUUGGCAAGCAAUGGCAGCCGGGCAAUGCCAUCUCUAUGAUCGGUGCCCACACCGACUCUCCGGUGUUGAGGGUCAAGCCCGUUAGCAAGAAGAGCGGGGAAGGUUUCGUCCAGGUCGGUGUUGAGACCUACGGUGGAGGCAUCUGGCACACUUGGUUUGACCGUGAUCUGGGUGUCGCUGGCCGGGUUAUGACUCGUGAAAGCGAUGGUUCUAUUGUGCAGAAACUGGUCAAGAUUGACCGCCCCAUCCUCCGUAUUCCAACACUGGCUAUCCAUCUGGACCGCCAGGAGAACUUUGCAUUCAACAAGGAAACACAGCUGUUUCCUAUCGCUGGCCUUGUUGCUGCAGAACUCAACCGCAAUGGGGGAACCGACACCCCUAAUACAGACGAGGGUGCGGGGUUCUCACCUUUGAAAUCUGUCACGGAACGUCAUCACUCUCAUUUUGUUGACCUUAUUGCUGCGGAGGCUGGUGUCAAUCCAAGCGAUAUUCUAGAUUUCGAAAUGAUUCUAUUCGACACUCAGAAGUCCUGUCUUGGUGGUAUGCUGGAGGAACUCAUCUUUUCUCCUCGCCUAGACAACCUGAACAGCACUUUCUGUGCUACAGUUGGUCUGAUUGACUCUGUGGCCGAGCAAUCAGCCCUCGAUAACGAAGAUGCGAUCCGCCUGAUUGCCUUGUUUGACCACGAGGAAAUCGGAAGCCGCACAGCACAGGGUGCGGACUCGAACGUGCUUCCGUCGAUUAUUCGCCGUCUGUCCGUCCUCCCGUCCUCCUCCAAGAGCACUGACUUGUCAACUGCCUAUGAGCAAACUCUGUCCACCUCCUUCCUUGUCUCCGCCGACAUGGCUCACUCGGUCAACCCCAACUAUGCGGGCAAGUACGAGUCGGACCACAAGCCGGAGAUGAACAAGGGCCCGGUGAUUAAGAUUAACGCCAACGCUCGCUAUGCAACAAAUUCCCCUGGAAUCGUUCUCCUUGAGGAGAUUGCGCGCAAGACCACCAAGGAGACUGGUGAGCACGUUCCUCUCCAGCUCUUUGUGGUUCGUAAUGACUCCAGCUGUGGCAGCACCAUUGGCCCGAUGUUGUCUGCUGCACUGGGUGCGCGGACAUUGGAUCUGGGCAAUCCCCAGCUCAGCAUGCACAGUAUCCGUGAAACAGGCGGCACCUAUGAUGUUGCCCAUGCCAUUCGUCUGUUCACUGGGUUCUUCAAGCAUUACUCAGAGCUGUCGAAGACGAUCCUUGUGGAUUAA
Messenger RNA from Penicillium verrucosum, 1455 nucleotides. Its product is annotated as M18 family aminopeptidase. Lineage: Eukaryota; Fungi; Ascomycota; Eurotiomycetes; Eurotiales; Aspergillaceae. Gene Ontology annotation, biological process: proteolysis. Gene Ontology annotation, molecular function: zinc ion binding; metalloaminopeptidase activity. The record is from RefSeq and is a predicted model, not a curated record. The coding region runs from base 1 to 1455 and encodes 484 amino acids. The transcript is spliced from 6 exons. Gene Ontology annotation, cellular component: fungal-type vacuole.